This is a messenger RNA of Synchiropus splendidus (mandarinfish), 2129 nucleotides long. Its product is annotated as cilia- and flagella-associated protein 206-like. Gene Ontology annotation, cellular component: ciliary basal body; axoneme. The coding region runs from base 261 to 2066 and encodes 601 amino acids. Gene Ontology annotation, biological process: sperm axoneme assembly; regulation of cilium beat frequency; regulation of flagellated sperm motility. The transcript has 12 exons. The record is from RefSeq and is a predicted model, not a curated record. Lineage: Eukaryota; Metazoa; Chordata; Actinopteri; Syngnathiformes; Callionymidae.
GGUAUUUGUCUGGAGUCACUUGAGUCAGGACACGCCACUAUAGUUCAUGUAUAUUAAUUAAACCAGAUUUUAAAUAUCAGUAUGAAUAUAAUGUAGUGACGCAAUAUAGAAUAUUUUUUCAUUGUCGUGAAAUGAAAAUUCUAGAGAAUAGCGGAAGCGGGUGUUGCCAUGGUAAACAAACGCACCUGUCGGCGCCGUGUCGGGCUCUGCUUAUAGCUGCUUAAAGUCGUGUUAAAGUUGUAUCUUUGUUGUUGAGAGACAUGGCAAACCUCAACGAUGUUGUCGGUAAAAUUGUUGGAGCGUGUGCGACGAGUGGACUGGACGUGUCGGAUUCACUGGCGUCAUUUCUGGUGAAAACGAUUGCGUUGAAUUCCGAAAAUGGAUUUGACGUGUCCCGAAAACUGACAGAAAAAGACGUGAGCAGACUGAGCGAGUUGGUGCUUAAAGAACUUGCAGCAAAGAGCAGUGUUUGUCUGGAUACUAUCAAAAGUCAAAUAUAUUUCGCUGAAGAAUACACUUCGAGAGAUGAUGUGCUGGAGAGGAUCCAGAGAGCACAAGAAAACCAACUGAGUCGACUGAGGACAGAACUCUUGGCCUGCAGAGCCCGGAGCAGCGAGGACCACAGCGCUCUUUACGGUCAAGUCAUCUCUUACAUGCUGCAGAGCUCUGGGAUGGGCUCGCGUGCCGAUGGCAUCAUCAUUGGAGAGGUUGAAGCUGCCCUGCGCAGCGUCUUCCCUCCCUCUAACCUGGGGACCUUCCUGAAGCUCCUCCAGAGCGACAAAGAGAGGCAGCUGAAGGAGCUCGCCACGGUGGUGGUCGGGAUCUGGCUUUUCAACAGAACCAGCAGGAAGAGCCCAAAAGAGGCCAUUUUAAGAGAACUAUUGUCCGCCAGUCGCCAGGAUACAUCACUGUUUACCUGUGAAGAAGUUGAGAAGGAGCUGAUGACCGCACAGAGGUCGGUGUGGAAACACACGGCAGUGUUGGAGAAGAUGACCAGGGGGGUGAGGGAUGCGUCAGAGGGUGGCGCUGUUUCCCCGGUCCUCCUCAGACAUGCGCUUUACAACGUCAGACAGCAGGAGAGGUUUCUCAAGCUGCUGCUGGCAGAUGCCCGCGUGUCUAUCCAGCAUGCUGAAGAGCUGCAGCGCCAACUCUGGUCCCAGCUGGAGCUGCUAAACAAAACCGUGCAGACCGUGAAAUCUGUUCCCACCACUAAAGUUUUUCCGCUCUUUAAGAUCCUAUCCAAACUUUGGUCUGGACUUCGGGAGGAGGCGGAGGUUCUCAGCGCCUGCAGCAGGGUGAUGUCGAAGCUGCGCUCCUUCUGCACCUCUGGGGUCCAGAUUUUCUUUGAUGCUGACCUGGACGGCUCGGAGGAGAGGACAGACGCGCAAAGACUGAUGGACAGUUCUGGUGACUGUAUUGAUCCAGAGCAGAUGGAAGACCAGGAGUGGCUUCUUCCUGGGACGACUGGGGGUUACUCUGAUCAGCCGCUGCAGUUCAGUGGAUUCUGUGGAUACAGCCUGGUGACAUCUGAUGGUCUUCUACUGCCAGGAAAUCCAUCCAUUGGUGUUCUGAAGCACAUGAACAAGUUCUAUGCCUUCUCCUCCCGAGACGCCGCUCGGCUGUUCGCCCGCAGGCCGAGCUACUUCAUCUCAGAGGUGGAAGAGAAAGCCAAGCGAUCUCCGGAGCUGAUUCGCCUGUUGCAACUGGACCUACUUUCUUCGGGACACCGUGUGGAGUCCAGGUGCGAGAUGGGCACUCAGACUGAUGUCCACCCAGUGGAGGCUCAUGUGGACCGCGCCUAUCACUGGAAUGAGUGGGAGCUGCGCAGGAGAGCCAUUCAACUGACGGACCUGCGCACCAAGGUCACACACUCAGCCCAGACCAGCAAUAGUCACAUGAGGCGAGAGAACUGCAGCCAGACGUGGAGAGUGAAGGAAAACUGCAGCCAGACCAGGAGAGACGGACACAGCAACGUGCCCCGACCCCAGGUUUACCUGGCCGGGGUGAGGGGACACAGAGUCGGCGGAGUGGAGAAAGUAAACCUGACCAGAUGUGUCGAGGAUUGAUCAGCUUCAGGAGGGGGAGUCACUGAAUUUUAGGAUAUACUCUGUGCAAACAAGGACAUUUAU